Messenger RNA from Neodiprion fabricii, 3528 nucleotides. RefSeq lists its product as uncharacterized. The record is from RefSeq and is a predicted model, not a curated record. The transcript has 2 exons. Bases 1015 to 2913 code for a protein of 632 amino acids. NCBI's taxonomy places the organism in Eukaryota, Metazoa, Arthropoda, Insecta, Hymenoptera, Diprionidae.
GUACUCGGUGACGCCGAACACGAUCGGAGAGCUGCAGAGAUCAACUCGUGAAAAGUUUCGUCAGAUGUUUUUCUUGUACCAUAUCCCAGUGAUUAUUUGCGCUCUUGUCUGGGCGGGGGAGUUACUGGUCUACAAAUACCGCUGCCAUCAAGCUGGGAGGACUCGAAGAUCGUAGAGAAUAUAAGUAUCAUACGAUAACACGCACUUUGGGGUCGAAUUCAUUUGCUGUUUCGUGAGUGAUGCUUGUUUUCGCCCGUUUCGUUCUAUCCAAGUCCGACAGUGUUUGAUCGGUGUUUGAACAGAAUGACACCUGAUUUUACAUGGAGAUAGGAGUAACGGUCAAAACAACGCGCCUGUUUGCGCUUGGCUUACUAAACCAUCGUUUUCUUCCAUCGCUCCUUGCACACUAGAUUUUACAAUGUAUACAACAACAUGGCACGCUAUGAUAAGUAGGCACACAGUUGACUAAUGAGAGUUUGUUUUAUACAAGAAACAGGAAAACGAGACCAGCUUGGUGAAAAGUCAAUACUCGGUGGCACUCGCGUUGAGAUUACAAUAAUUUUUACUACAUCCAAGGAAUGAAAGGAAGUUCGCUUCGUUUAAAAGGCGGUAGUAUUUUUCCCGUGACUCGUUCGCUUCGAUAAUAAAGUGAAACACUUCUCCGUACAUCUCAGAAAACGUAAACUUUGAACCACCCUAUGAUCGUGUACCUGCAACGGUCAAACACCUUGAGUCGUGCUUCGGAACGGUGUCAAUUUAGGUGUUUGCUCGCCUUCCCGUGACCCUGAUUACCAAGUUAAUUGAUCAAAUACGAAUCCCGUAAUUCACCGCCAAGUCAAACCUGUCGAAUGUUAUUUAUCUUGCAACAGAACCCGCAAGCUCGUGAUUUGUAACUAAUCUUAUAGCACCGGUUUUCGUCAAAGUAAGCCGACAGUCAACUCAUGCAGCCGAAUCGUAAGUAGUGCAACGUCCUUAAUCGCGGCUGAAUAAAAAAGAGCAAUAAAUUUAAAUGAAAUGAAGACGUUUGUCAGUAAGAAGAAAAAACUGAUCCUCGUCAUUAUUAUUCUGAAUAUUAUGUCGGAGAUUGAGGCGUCUCUGUCAGCCGAGGACAGCGGGGACAUAAGAUUGGAAAAGCUGUUGACCGAAUUUAUGACCGACUUGAAAAAGUUUACCUUGGAUCGAAUUGCUAGCGAUCACGUGACGGUUUUGGGGAAAAACAGUAUCUGUCUACAAGCAACGAAAGUUGUUCUGGAAGAUUACAUACCGUGUUUUAUCGGUACCAACCCAGAGGCCGUCAUCCCUUAUUCUUAUUCCGGUACAGACAGCGUCAUAUUAUUCUUCGUCGACGGGUUAAGCGAUACGGCGUUGAAAUCGUCCAUUGGUCAGAUAUCGGCAGUCCUGUCCCGCAGGGUGCUGUUGAUAUCGGUCUAUAACACAACGUAUGAAACGGUAUACAACGCGGUGUUGAAUGCCGAACGAAGCAAGCUGUGGAACAUGCUCUUCGUACGCUUGGAUAACGCCGGAGAGAUGAAAAUUUAUAAAAAUGUCGUAGGACCGAACUGCUCACCUCAGGUUGUACCGCUGAAUGCAUGGACGCGAGGAAUUGGUUUCUUGAAAAACAGCUCGGUUUUCGAAGAAGAAAACGUAAUCAUAAACGGACUCGGUUGUCCCAUGUUCGUUAGUACAAUGAAUCUGAUGCCGACGAUGAAAUUGCGUCGUGGUGUGAACGACACUUCGCGUAUAGUGGGUGGAAUCGAAGGGCACUUGAUCCGCAGCAUUGCCGAGCAGAUGAAUUUCACACCAAUCGUUAAGAAGCCGUCAGCCCCCGAGAAAUUCUUGGUACUUCCCAACGGGACGUUUAUCGGCGUUAUUGCGGAUGUCGCCGAAGAGAAGGUGCAUCUUGGAAUCGGACAGAUACGGCCUACCUUGCGGAGGGCGAUGCUCGUCGAUUUCACGGUGCCCUACAACCACGAAUGCAUCGUAUGGACCGUUCCAGCGAGGGCGAACUACGACCCCAACAUUCUAAGACCGGUGUUUUCUCCCGCCGUUUCGAUCCUGGCUAUUCUUUCGGUUCUACUUUCAGGAGGCCUGAGUUACGUUACCUGGAAAUUGAAAGCAGAAAACUGCCGCAGUCCUGAGUUCGACCUCUUCGACGUGAUCUCGGUGUCCCUGACCCACGCUAUACCCCGUCCCCCGGCCAGUCUGCUUGGUAAAUUGUUCUUCCUGUUGUACCUGAACUAUUCCCGAGUGUUGUCAACGGCGUACUCGGCAUCCCUGGCCUCCAUCCUGGCGACGAGGACACCGAUGCCGACGAUCGUCGACGAGAAGGGGAUCCUCGACGCGGGUCUUCGCACCUCGGGGACGGCGACAAGUCGCGAUAUGUUGGCGGAUCAAAUUACCCCGGAAAGCGACAGGGCCGAGCUGCUGAAUCGAUACGAAGUUAUCACGAGGGCUAGCGAAGCUUUGGCCCGGAUAUCAAGAGGCGAGGACCUCGCGUACCUCCGACACUUGUCCACCAUCAAUUACAUCACGGCGAGGUACGUAAGGGCUGGUAAAUUCCCGACGUUUCACCCUCUGCGGGACCAGUGCGUCAUCUCGUACAAUUCGGUGAUCGUCACGCCGAAGGGAUCCUUCCUCACCGACGAGAUGAACAAGAUCAUAAGGCGGAUAACCCAGUCGGGGAUCUACGAGUACUGGACGAACAUCGACAACACGGUUGACAAAAUCGUUAAAAGUCCCUAUUCUCACAGUAGUUACACCUUGACUCAACUGCAGUCGAUAUUCGUACUCUAUUUGUUUUGUCUCGUUCCCGCUUUCCUUGCUUUUAUCACCGAGCUGAUAAUCUCCGAGAUAAAUAUUAACAAAUGCCGCAGCUUAACAGCUUCUGCGGUACGAGGACGUAAGGAUAGAUAAAUUCAAUAAAAACAACGUCAGACGAGAGCUGAGGUAUUGUUGAAAAUUACGGUAACGUUGUCUAUUCUUCAUAACUAUGGCGACAUUAUAUGUAUUGUUACAAAUCGUACGUAACUUACCGUAAAUAUUUUUGCCGAUAUCACGUGAAUGAUUUGGCACGGAAAGCUUGUUUUCCCACCUUUCUAUGGGGUGGUAAAUUAUAAUGCGAUCGCAAUUUUUGAAGAAUCAUUGAUUCGUACCUUGCAACAGUUGCACAACUUGUAUUGUUGAGCGACAAAUGACAUGGGCGAGCGCACGAGCCGAUUUCAGCGAAAGUUUCGAACACGAAUUAGUUGAGCGUAACAGUCACCGUAGUUUCACAAGCCGUUUGUUAAAAAUAAAGAAAAUACGAUAAGAAUGAAAAAACAGUUUGGGUGGGGGAAGAAAUACCUCUCAAGCGUUGAACCACGUAUUUCAUUCGGUGUGUUACAGAAUUGAGUGAAAAUCUAUUGCACAUAAUUCACCUCGUAACUAAAAGAUUUGAGUAAUGCAAACCUUAUACGUAUAGUUUUAGGCAUCUGCUUACAGCUGCAUUAAUAAUCGUUGAGAUUCAAAAUAUUCUGAUGAAUUUUCUGU